This is a messenger RNA of Closterium sp. Naga37s-1, 2655 nucleotides long. Lineage: Eukaryota; Viridiplantae; Streptophyta; Zygnematophyceae; Desmidiales; Closteriaceae. The record is from the annotation of a GenBank genome assembly.
AUGUGGAGACGAAUACCCUUUUCGCGUUCUCGAAUGGCCGUCGCGGCUGUCGCCCUCCUUGUCCUUCUCAACGUUCUCCACCCGACUGCAAUCCUAGCCAGCCGCAACGGCCCUGCCGUAGACUCAUUGCGGCGUCCCUCUUCCGCAUUAGGCGGCGGUGAUCGCUUGAAAGCCGCGCUGACGGACCAACCGGAGCCGCUCUUUGAGGUGCACAUGCGGGAGAAGUGGGCUGCCGUGAAACACGGCGCGCAGCAGCCUAGCAGCCUGGAAGAAAUCGCGCAGGUGUUUCUGCAGGAGGGGUAUGGCGACGCGACGACAGACUUGGAACGCAUCACCAUGAGCGGCCGGAACGGCCGCAGUACCGUUAUUAGUAUGACCCUUGUUAAUAGUAUCACGGCCCGCAGCAGCAGCAGUGGCGGCGGCGGCCGCUCUAUCCCGCGGCGGUCCGGGGCGUUACGCGGACUGAGUUCCCGCCUGAGUUCCGCGGAGCGGGCGCGUCGGCUGUUGACCACGGACUUGGUGCCGAUUCAGGCGCCAGCGCUGGGGUCGCCGCCAACGAUGGGCGACCUUAACCAGCCGUGGUACCGCUUUGAGACGGUGUCGCAGCUGCGGUUCGUCGACUGGCGCGCGUCGCGGUACAGAACGGGCCUGCUGCUCCAGGACGGGUGCGAGAGCUGUUGGGCGCUAGCAGCGACGGACCUGCUCUCGAUGCUCUGGGCCCUCGCUUUCAACGCAACGGCGCCCGUCCCGCUCGCGCCGCAGCAGGUCUGCGACUGCGGCACGGGCAGCUGCUGCCGCGGCGGCUGGCCCGAGUGGGUGUUUCUCUACGCGAUGAGCAACGGCGGCGUCGCGCGGGAGAUUGAUUAUCCGUACACUGCUAUGGAUGGGUUGAGUUGCCGCUCAUUGCAAGCCGGAGCGGUGAAAUUGGGGAACGUUAGCGGCUGGGAAAAAGUUCCGGCGAAAAGCGCGGUUUCGUUGAUGAAAGCGGUUUCGCAGCAGCCGGUUCUGGUUUACAUCGCCACGGAUAGCGACGAUUUUCGGGCAUACAGCGGGGGGUUAUUUAUAGGAGCUUGCGGAAAAGAUAUCGACCACGCGAUGAUUGUAAUGGGUUACAGUUUGGAUGCGACGGAGGGACCCUACUGGCUGCUGAAAAACACCUGGGGUCCGGAGUGGGGCGAAACGGGUUACAUGAAGCUGCCGAUUUUCAACGACAGCCAGCCGAGUGGGAAGUGUAACAUCCACAGCGAACCUGCGGUGUACCCAACUUUUUACGAUUCGCGAAGUAAUGCGAACCCGUGUAACGUUCGCCCGCAGCCGUGUGGUGGGGGCACAUGCAGAUUGGAUUCGGAUGGCGCGGCGCGGUGCACGUGCCCCGCGGGAUUUUUUGAGAGGAGGGAAUCGACUGGGCCGCCCAAAUGCGUGCGUGCGGACCCGUGCGGCGCGAACCCGAAUCCGUGCGGCUCGGGAAACUGCUCGAAUAAAUUCGAUGGCAGCUACACCUGUUCCUGCCCCGCGGGUUCGGUGAUUGGUGCGCGCACGGACGGCGCGAUGACGUGCGUGCUGGGCACGUUUCAGAGCGGCCUGCAGACCUACACCGUUGCCGCGGGGGACACGUGCGAGUCCCUCGCGCGCGCGUUCAACAUCACCCCAACAUCUCUUGAAGCCCGAAAUCCCUUUGUCGACUGCUCCAUCCAGCCCCUCACGCCCGGCUACAUUCUCAUUGUCGCCGGCGACACCAACGUCACCUUCGGCUGCGCAGCCGUCGAUCUCAUCUCCCCUAAAGACACCUGCACCACCAUCGCCGCGCGUAACAACGUUACCACAAAGGUGUUACAAGCGCUCAACCCGGGUGUGAACUGCUCGCUGCCCGCUCCAUCGCCGUCACUGCGAGUGUCGUCGACGGUGUGUGUGCGGUCGGGAAUGCUGUCGACAACCGCGCCGGCGGCUGUGUCGUGUGGGCAGACGUACCGGGUGCAGCCGGGGGAUACCUGCAUGAAUGUGGCGCUUAACGCCAGCAUCACGCUCACCCGCCUCUUGCUCCUCAACCCAGGGCUGAGAUGCACCACCACAGCCCCUUUGGAUCCAUCAAUGCUGCUCUGUGUGGCGCCGCUGACAGUGGAGCUGGUGAGCGUGGAGUGCGCUGAGUGGUACUCUGUCACCCAGGCCGACACCUGCAGCCGCAUCGCCAAUGCUGCUCUGCUCUCCAUGGAUGAUUUUAUGAAGCUCAAUCCCGGGCUCAGGUGUGACCCGCCGUACUUCCAGAUCGGGCAGCAGGUGUGUGUCGCAGGGGCAAUCGACGCGUUCAGCGCCGACUCACUCUCUUCCGACGUUAUCCCCUACACUGUCAUUGCAAACGAUACCCUCGCUUCCAUAUCCAAGUAUUUCAACACUCUCUGCCUCAACAACACUUUCCCCAUUUCUAUCUGCGACACCAACACUCUCCCCUCCUGCGACGAUUCCGCCAUCUCGCAAGGGCAACUGCUCCUAAUACCCUGCAAAAACCGGAUCUUUUAUGACGUCUGCCCGCUGGCGACGUCGGUCGUGUGUGGGGCUGACGGGGUGACGUACGGCAGCGGGUGUGCGGCGAAGAAGGCGUAUGCGAUGCCGUUUCGGCAGGGAGUCACCGUGUCCCCCUCCCCCUUGGCCGUUCACUGA